Molecule: messenger RNA, 1004 nt
Organism: Sinocyclocheilus anshuiensis
Lineage: Eukaryota; Metazoa; Chordata; Actinopteri; Cypriniformes; Cyprinidae
Product: F-box only protein 6-like
Exons: 6
Coding region: 87-842 (251 amino acids)
Biological process (GO): ERAD pathway; SCF-dependent proteasomal ubiquitin-dependent protein catabolic process; glycoprotein catabolic process
Cellular component (GO): cytoplasm; SCF ubiquitin ligase complex
Molecular function (GO): protein binding; ubiquitin protein ligase activity
Source: RefSeq, a predicted model, not a curated record
CUUCCCACAUCAGUAACGUUACUUCCGAUUUGGGUCUCGGUAAACAUGUAAAUCCUAAGGAAUAUAUUUGCAUUCUGACCAGAAUCAUGUGCUCAGGUCUGCGUUCAGAUGUUCCUCUAGCUGUGGUUGAGGAGAUCCUACUGAAUCUGCCUGCUCAUCAGGUGGUGCGAGUCUGUCGUCUGGUGUGUCAUGAGUGGAAGGAGCUGGUGGACAGUGCCUCACACUGGAGAGAGCGCUGUCGGAGAGAGGGGAUCCAGCCACAAGAUGUUUCCAGACCACCAGUCAACUGGCGCCAGUUUUACUUCUUAACUAAGAAACGACGUAACUUGCUCAAGAAUCCCAGGGCAGAAGAUAAACUUCAAGGAUGGAAGAUUGUACAGAAUGGAGGUCACCGCUGGGUGGCAGAGGAAAAUAGGAAACCAUUUCCGGAUGAGACGGUCACAAAAUGUUUUGUAACUUCUUAUGGGUUAUGUUUGAAGCAACAGCUGAUAGAUUUGAAGAAAGAAGGCUACAGUGCCGCUUUCAUGGAUCAACUACAACCUCAUAUCAAAAUAUCAGACUGGUAUGUCCCACGCUUUGAUUGUGGUUGUCAGUAUGAGAUCAGUGUGGAGUUGCUUGAUCGGAGGAAAAAACCCAUCUGUACUUUUCAGCCUCGGAAAGUUUUUUUUCAACAGUGGAAUGAUGAGCCGUGGUGUCAAAUGAUACAUGUCUUUAAGGAUUAUGGACCUGGGGUUCGGUUUAUCCGUUUCACUCAUGGAGGGGUGGAUACACAGUUUUGGGCAGGCUGGUAUGGGAUACGGGUCACCAACAGUAGUGUGGAGAUCUGUCCAGCUGAAGAGUGAUAGUGUCUUACGGCAUUAUUUUUUUUCCUUAAAUUAACAGGUACAAAGGUGCACAAAGGAAUUCUAAUGAUGCAAUAUGCCGUAAAGGAGACAUAUAACAUUAUAAAGCACUGUUGUGUAUGUACUUAGUUCCAAUAAACGCUGUAUGUUACACUGUUAAAA